AACUUUCAGAGAGUUUAGAGAGAGAAAGUAGAGAGACGGGCAUGUAAGAGAAAAAUUAGAGAAAGAGAGCUUAGAGAGAGAAAGGCAUCUCAGAUGGUGUUUACUGUAUAUAUUUUCAGUACUAAUCGAUGUGGGAUGGUGUGAAUUCAGCGAAAACAACUUGAAUCAUUCUAGAAAAACCGAUUCGAAAGAUCGGUGAGAAUCUCGAGGACGCUGUUAACUUUCCUUCAUUUUCUCUUACCAAUCACCCAUUUUUAUUUCUCAGAAGCAAACGAUGUCGAGGAGGAGGCCUACAACGAGUCUGGACAGAGCAGUCGUCGACGUUUGGCAGCGGGAGGUCGGCGGGCUCCCCAACAGAAGCUUCGCGCAUCGCCUCGCCGCUUCUAAGGAUCUUGUGCUUCAAUUUGAUAUCUAUAGGAAGCUGGAAAAGCACAGAGGUUGUGUGAACACAGUAAGCUUCAAUGCAGAUGGUGACAUUCUUGUGUCAGGCUCUGAUGACAGGCGGAUUAUACUAUGGGAUUGGGAAUCUGGGCAUGUCAAACGUUCAUUUGAAUCUGGUCAUAUUAACAAUGUUUUCCAAGCAAAGUUCAUGCCUUACACAGAUGAUCGAAGCAUUGUUACUUGUGCAGCAGAUGGCCAGGUGAGGCGUGCUCAGAUUCUAGAAUGUGGGCGGGUUGAGACUACUUUACUAGCCAAACAUCAGGGACGAGCUCAUAAGUUGGCCAUUGAACCUGGGAGCCCUUACAUAUUUUACACUUGUGGUGAAGAUGGAUUGGUUCAGCAUAUUGACCUGAGAUCUAGGGCAGCUACAGAACUUUUGACAUGCCAUCAAAUUGAAGAAAGGAGGAGGGGAUUGCGGGCCGUUGUCCAACUAAAUGCGAUUGCAAUAGAUCCAAGGAAUUCAAAUCUGUUUGCUGUUGCAGGGUCAGAUGAAUAUGCUCGACUUUAUGAUAUCCGCAAAUAUAAGUGGGAUGGAUCUACUGAUUUUGAUCAACCCAUAGACUUCUUUUGCCCUUCACAUUUGAUUGGUAAUCCAUAUGUGGGAAUAACAGGCCUGUCCUUCUCAGACCAGAGAGAGCUUCUUGUGUCCUACAAUGAUGAGUUCAUCUAUCUUUUCACAAAGGAUAUCGGAUUGGGACCUGACCCUAUUCCAGCUUCUCCAGCUUCUUUGGGCAGUGGUGCAGAUCAUCCCUUGGAAGCAUCAACUAUGGAUACUGAUGAAAAUGUUUCUCCCCAAGUCUACAAGGGGCACAAAAAUUGUAAGACAGUGAAGGGUGUAGGCUUCUUUGGGCCUAAAUGUGAGUAUGUGGUGAGUGGGUCAGACUGUGGCCGCAUAUUCAUUUGGAAGAAGAGUGGGGAGCUCAUUCGUGUAAUGGAAGCUGAUCAGCAUGUGGUCAACUGUAUCGAGUCUCAUCCUCAUGCUACAGUGCUUGCCAGCAGUGGAAUUGAGAAAGACAUCAAGAUAUGGACUCCGAAGGCUACUGAGAAAGCUAUCCUGCCUAAAACAAUUGAACGGGUUAUGACACCAGCUAGAUUUCAUCGUUACUUUGCCUUUGACGAUGAUAACAAUUAUUUCUAUGGCGAUGAUGAUGAUGAUGAUGAUGAUGAUGAUGAUGAUGAUAAUGAUGAUGAUGACGACGACGAUGAUGAUGACGAUGACGAUGACGAUGCUGAAGAUGGUGAUGAUGAGGACGACGACGACGACAAUGGUGAUGAUGAUGAUGACGAUUACAAUGACAACAUUGAUGAUGAUGAUGGUGGUGGUGGUGGUGGUGGCAUUGAUGGUGUUGGUGAUGACCAUGACGAUGAUGGGGAUGAUGAUUUUGUUGGUGAUUUUUGUGAUGCUAUUGAUGAUUUGUGAUUUUUCACUUUCUGU
Molecule: messenger RNA, 1876 nt
Organism: Vitis riparia (riverbank grape)
Lineage: Eukaryota; Viridiplantae; Streptophyta; Magnoliopsida; Vitales; Vitaceae
Product: DDB1- and CUL4-associated factor 8
Exons: 5
Coding region: 275-1861 (528 amino acids)
Cellular component (GO): Cul4-RING E3 ubiquitin ligase complex; cytoplasm
Molecular function (GO): protein binding
Source: RefSeq, a predicted model, not a curated record